GGAAUUGGAAGUACCACUGGGCCACAUCGAGCAGAAAGAGAGGACAACAGAAGCAAUCAGCACGAGACAAGCUCGGGCGAAGUGAUAUAAGUUUAGACACCGCUCCGACCCUAACCACAGUUGUGUGACCGCACUUGGCGGGUGAGCACGAACCGGGCACAGCAAACAGACAAUAGACACAAAUACCGUCGAAAAGCUGCAGGCCUUAAAUAGUUACUGUAAUUUACAAGGUGACAAAGGCAGUGCUCAGUGAGUCCGACAGCCCGAUAAGGCGGCAAGUGUCUCUCAAAAGUGAAUCGAAUCUGAACUAUGUGGAGGUGUAACCCCACUACUACAGCAAUGGGCUUUGCUCUGAUCUUGGCCUAUGCGUCGUCUGGCCUGGCUCAAGACUUUGGAUAUGGAGGGAAACAUGGACCAGAGCACUGGAGCGAGGACUACAACCGCUGCAGUGGCAAACAGCAGAGUCCCAUAAACAUUGAUUUGGUCAACGUAGAGGAAAAGGAGUAUCCCCCGCUGGAGUUUUUCAACUCCAUGGUUUCGCCGAAAGCCAUCCACAUGAUGAACAACGGCCACACGGUGCUGGUGAGAAUGAGCUUUGAGGAUGGCAAGGAGCCGCGUGUCCGAGGCGGGCCUCUAGCCGAACAGGCACCCUAUACCGGCUAUCAGUUCGAGCAGUUUCACUUCCACUGGGGCGAGAACGAUACAGUGGGCAGUGAGGAUCUGAUAGAUAACCACGCCUAUCCCGCCGAACUACAUGUGGUGCUACGUAAUCUGGAGUACCCAGACUUUGAAAGUGCCCUCGGCAAGGAUCAUGGACUUGCCGUGAUGGCAUUCUUCUUUCAGGUCAGAAGAGAGGGCACUGAGAGUUACGAGAAGUUUACAGAGCAGCUCGCCAAAAUAGGCAGAAAAGGCAUGUCGGUUAAUAUCACCAACCCUAUGCCCCUGCACAGUUACCUUUCAUUGGACCUGCUGAACUACUAUACCUACGUGGGCUCGCUGACAACUCCGCCGUGCAGCGAAGAUGUCAUCUGGAUUGACUUCAUGGAGCCGAUCGAUAUAACUGAGAAGCAGCUCAACGCCUUCCGCCAGCUCACGGCCAACGAUGAGCACUUGAACAACAAUUUCCGACCCAUCCAACCGCUCAACGAUCGCAAGGUGUACAGGAGUGUGCUUGAGCCGAUGAAAAUAUUCAACCAGAGCGCUAUUCCCUUUGUUGACGCGGCCAACACUGGCGAAAGGAGGUGGUCCUAUUCCCCUGCAGUCCUACUAAGCUCAUGUGGCCUUGCGGCGCUGCUUAAGGCCUCGGCUUUCAGCGGCUUUUAAUUGGAGCGCUGCGGCGGGAAAACGCGAGGUUUUUGUUAAAUGUAUUGUACGUGUCUAGGCUCUAAUUAAGCGCUGUAGUUUACAUGUCCCGCUCGCUGCUCUGUUUGCUCUUCAAACAUGGCAAUCACUAAUUUCCUCGAGCCGCUGGCUGCCGUCAGGUCAAGCCAUCGUAUUACCCAUCGUAUUUAUCAGUGGACGAACUGCUAGACAAACGGACAAACCAUUCAACCAAAAUGAACAGAAGCUUCGGCUCGCACGAUAUCUAUUCUUGAUUUAUUCAGCACUCGUCAUAGUUGACGGGGGACUGUAACUUGGAGCGCUGUCCGUCGAUUAUUAUGCUAUUAUUAAUAUGGUAUUGCACAUGUGAUUUUAAACGCUUUAUUUUUGUGUACCCUUAAGCUUUUAACUUUGUAAACGUUAAUCAAUAAUUAAAUGUAUUUUUUAUUUA
Messenger RNA from Drosophila guanche, 1771 nucleotides. It is a transcript of the gene CAH2, whose product is annotated as carbonic anhydrase 2. The transcript has 4 exons. Gene Ontology annotation, molecular function: carbonate dehydratase activity; zinc ion binding. Gene Ontology annotation, cellular component: cytoplasm. Bases 310 to 1323 code for a protein of 337 amino acids. The record is from RefSeq and is a predicted model, not a curated record. NCBI's taxonomy places the organism in Eukaryota, Metazoa, Arthropoda, Insecta, Diptera, Drosophilidae.